This is a messenger RNA of Cylicocyclus nassatus, 2478 nucleotides long. The record is from the annotation of a GenBank genome assembly. Lineage: Eukaryota; Metazoa; Nematoda; Chromadorea; Rhabditida; Strongylidae.
AUGUUACUCCUAAUUUUGUUGCCCUUAAUCGGGGCUCAAAAUCCGUAUGGACCUUCACAACUCGACCAAUACGUACGAUUGCUAAAUUCUGGUAAUCUCGGAGGUUUUGGCUUCAUACAAAACGCACUAGCUCAAGGGACUGUGCGAGGCCUCGGUGAUUUGAAUCCACCUCCUUUAUUAGCUGGGUUACCACCGCUUCCGUUGACGUACGAUGAAGUUAUGGAACAGCUAACCUCAACUUCGCCCCCUCCGACAACCCGUGCCACAGCUAAACCGACUACUCCUUCGUCUAACCCCGGAGGUGUCUAUGCUGUCAAUAAUAUGGUGGAAAUGCCUCCUAUGCCAGAGAAUCGCUUACAUGGAACAUUCGAUGAGGAUGGUGUAUUCCACCCUGAUAAUAAUAUCGAAAAAUCCGACGAUGAACAACAUAUCGUUAGAAAUCAGAUUCAAGGCACAAAAAUUCGGGAAUUCUCACAAGCUGAGCGGGACACUGUAGAUGGUCACCAAGAAGUCCCAAUCAAAGAAGAGGAGUACAGUGAUGAUCAGUAUGUAGAUGAUCCUCCCAAUCGAAGAACAUCUGCUGUCGAUGCACAUAAACUGGCUGAACAUGGUACCGAGAAAAAGACCCGAGUACCACGACAAAACUAUCCUAAUCAGCGCAAGUUCGCGAAUCCGCCACCAAAACAACGAAGGGUAUACGAGCAUUCGCGAACAUCCCAUAUAGCUGGUUUAAAGCCAACCAUACAACACGAAGAGCCGCGCUACCCUCCCUUUGUGUUCAGGCCAAAACCCCCACCACCCCAAAGAGAACCUGAAUAUAACAAUCUCCUUGCUGAAAUAGAGGAAUACGACGAUUUCUUGGAACAGCAACGUGUCUAUCGCUCUCGUUAUCCACAAGCAAUAAUUCAUAAUCCUUAUCGAGAUUUGCCGGCUGGGCAACUUCCAUCAGCAGCAAAUUUCCAGACACAGAUUCCUUCACCGAUAGCAGAAAAACUCCCAGCUCCAAGAAGAGUCGUCACCACAAUACCCAACAAUAACUGGCCACAAGUACAGCAACAAUGGUCUGCACCUCAGCCACAGCCCCAUCCACCUCAGCCACAACCUCACCCACCUCAACCACAACCACACCCACCUCAACUACCACCACAGCCACAACCACAGAACGUUCCUCCACAGUUCACAAAUACAGCAACGGAACAUCCUAUUCUAAAUUUUUUGAAUCUCUUCUCGCCACAUCACGCGCAUGCGUUAGCAGCGCCACAAGUGAGUCUGGACGAUGCAAAGCCGGCAACGUCCACUUCUGCCCCACGUCCAAAUCCAUAUCAAUUUGGAAUGAUGCCAUUUCCAGCUCAAGGCAUUCCAUUAGUAAAUAUACAACAACAACCCUUAACGCUCUUUCCUAGAAAUACAGGUCCUAUGGAAUUUUGCAAAAAUGAGCCCUACCUUCUAAUUUCGGAGACAGCCAGCUGUGCGGAGUCUCCACCGUGUACUCAAAUACUCUGCUAUGAAGACGUCUCCUGUUUUUUGGCCUCUACUCUCUCGCCGAUCGUUGCCGGUUGUCGCACUCCCGAGAGGGAGCUGUUCUGCGUUUGUCCCUCGUUCCCGCCACAACUACCGCCAUCGUUUACCGCGUUCCGCAAACGCGGAACAACACUUUCCGCGAUGAGUACGACCACAAGCGCGCCCACGGAAAAUCCCAUCCAGAAUAAUACAGAUGGGAAUGGGUUGUCUGGUGGUGCAAUUGCAGCCAUUAUUAUUGGAGUAAUACUCUUCCUCGCUCUGCUUGGUGUAGCAGCAUUCUUUGUGAUGAGAAAAAUUCGCGAUAGGAGACGGAAUCACGGCGAGUAUCGGCCGCAAUUCGAGGAACUGCACCAUGCCAAGGAUUUACCGUACCUACAACCGCCAGCAGUAGAAGGGCUCAUCUAGCUUAUCUGAAGAAACGGCUAGACUUCAUUUGCAAGUGCGAUCUGUUGCACUUGAUUCAAUUAUUCAAGCCCCGAUGGUGAUUCGCUUGUACUUCAUCGUGGUGAUUCGAAUUCUCUUUCGGAGUUAUCGAAAAAAUGAUCUACUGUGCCACUUUAUGGCGAGCUAUAUACUUAACAUUGAAGCGAUGCUUUCCUUAGGGUUUUACUAAGUCCCGGUUUUCAAUGCUUCACUUCUUCUCAUGAUUAGUGUCUGUGAAUUGAAUCCUCAGGUUUCAUUAGACAACAGAACCCCUCAAGGUUCUGACUCUCAGCUUCUCAUUGAGAAAAAUUUAAUUGCUUCGUUUUCUCUUCCGUGGUAAUGUACAGUUCAUGUGCCUCAAUGAUGAUCAAUGAUUCUUUCAGACUUCUACCAUAAUGUAUGCUAAUAUUUUCUUGACUCGUUCUAUUUAAUGUUGAUUACAGUUGUGUAUAGUUCUCUCCUGAUAAGAGUUUUCACUAUAUGAAGACAAACUGUGAUUGCUAUUCUUGUUGUGCUACUGCGAGGGACUGUAAA